Passer montanus (Eurasian tree sparrow) is the source of this 2320-nucleotide messenger RNA. It is a transcript of the gene CPT1B, whose product is annotated as carnitine palmitoyltransferase 1B. Gene Ontology annotation, cellular component: mitochondrion. Bases 170 to 2236 code for a protein of 688 amino acids. Gene Ontology annotation, biological process: carnitine metabolic process; fatty acid metabolic process. Gene Ontology annotation, molecular function: carnitine O-palmitoyltransferase activity. The record is from RefSeq and is a predicted model, not a curated record. The transcript is spliced from 17 exons. Lineage: Eukaryota; Metazoa; Chordata; Aves; Passeriformes; Passeridae.
UGUCGGGGUCCCCCCGGCAGUGGCGGUCCCCCCGGGGGCGGAGCGGCGCCGCCCGGCCCCCGCCGCUGCCCGGUGUCCGGUGUCCGGUUACCGCGGCCGCAGGAGCCGCCGUCCCGCGGAGCCGCGGCCCCCGCGCUGCCCACGCAGGUGUCACCGGCGGGUCCCCACCAUGGCGGAAGCUCACCAGGCCGUGGCCUUCCAGUUCACGGUCACCCCCGAGGGCUUGGGCUUCCAGCUGAGCCGCGAGGCCGUGCGCCAGCUCUACCUGGCCGCCGUCCACUCGUGGAAAAAGCGCUUGGUCCGCGCCAAGAACAGCUUCCUGACCGGCGUGUACCCUGCGUCGCCCUCCAGCUGGAUGGUGGUGGUGAUGGCCACGGCCGGCUCCUGCUACUGCCAGGUGGAUCCGUCCCUGGGGCUCAUCGCCCGCAUCCAGCACUGGCUGCCCCGCAGCGAGGCGCUGACGCCCCAGGCGCAGACCGUGGUCAGCACCGUGCUGUUCUCCACCGGGGCCUGGCUGGCGGCCGUGCUGCUCUUCCGGAGGCUGCUGCGCCUGAUGCUCUCCUACCACGGCUGGAUGUUCGAGCCCCACGGGCGCAUGAGCCGCACAACCCGCCUCUGGAUCGCGCUGAUGAAGAUCAUGUCCAUCCGCAAGCCCCUCCUGUACAGCUUCCAGAGCUCGCUGCCCAAGCUGCCGGUGCCCCCCGUGAAAGCCACCAUCGCCCGGUACCUGGAGUCGGUGCGGCCGCUCCUGGACGAUGACAAAUACCAGGAGAUGGCGGCGCUGGCCAAGGAGUUCCAGGAGAAGACGGCGCCGCGGCUGCAGCGCUACCUGCUCCUCAAGUCCUGGUGGACCACCAACUACGUCAGUGACUGGUGGGAGGAGUACAUUUACCUGCGCGGCCGCAGCCCCCUCAUGGUCAACAGCAACUACUACGCCAUGGAUUUCCUGUACGUGAUCCCCAGCCCCAUCCAGGCUGCGCGGGCGGCCAACGUGGUGCACUCGCUCAUCCUGUACCGGCGGCGGCUGGACCGGGGCGAGAUCCCCCCGGUGAGGGGCUCGGGGGGGGCUUGGGGGGUCCCGGUGCCGUGGGCCGAGGCGCGGGCGCGGUUCUUCAGCCGCGGCCCCAACAAGGCGGCGCUGGACGCCAUCGAGCGCGCCGCCUUCUUCAUGACCCUGGACGAGGAGGAGCACGGCCACGAGCCCGCGCGGCCCGGCUGCAUGGACGCGUACGCCAAGUCCCUGCUGCACGGCCGCUGCUACGACCGCUGGUUCGACAAGUCCUUCACGCUGGUGGUCUACAAGAACGGCAAGGUCGGGGCCAACGCCGAGCACUCGUGGGCCGACGCCCCCAUCGUGGGGCACCUCUGGGAGUUCAUGCUGGCCACGGACAAGUUCCAGCUGGGCUACACCGAGGGGGGGCACUGCAAGGGGGACCCCCGGCGGCAGCUGGCCCCCCCCCAGCGCCUGCAGUGGGACAUCCCCCCCGAGGGCGUGGCGGCCAUCGAGGCGUCGCUGCGCGUGGCGCGGGCGCUGGCCGAGGACGUGGACUUCUGCUGCUUCCAGUUCUCCACCUUCGGCAAGGGGCUCAUCAAGCGCUGCCGCACCAGCCCCGACGCCUUCAUCCAGAUCGCCCUGCAGCUGGCACACUUCCGCGACAAGGGCUCCUUCUGCCUGACCUACGAGGCGUCCAUGACGCGGCUGUUCCGCGAGGGCCGCACCGAGACCGUGCGCUCGUGCACGGCCGAGUCCACGGCCUUCGUGCGCAGCAUGGCCGACAGCCGGCGCAGCCGCUCGGAGCGGCAGCAGCUGUUCCGGGUGGCGGCCGAGAAGCACCAGCAGCUCUACCGGCUCGCCAUGACCGGCGCGGGCAUCGACCGCCACCUCUUCUGCCUGUACCUGAUGUCGCGGUACCUCGGCAUGCAGAGCCCCUUCCUGGCCAAGGUGCUGGCGGAGCCCUGGCGCCUCUCCACCAGCCAGACCCCGCAGCAGCAGCUCAAGAUGUUCGACUUCGAGAAAUUCCCCGACCACGUCUCCAGCGGCGGCGGCUUCGGCCCCGUGGCAGACGAUGGUUAUGGGGUGUCCUACAUCAUCGCCGGGGAGAACCUCAUCACCUUCCACGUGUCCAGCAAGUUCUCCAGCCCCGAGACGGACUCGCAGCGCUUCGGCCGCAACAUCCGCCAGGCCAUGCUGGACAUCGCGGCGCUCUUCGACAAGCCCCCCCCCGCCGGGAAGUGACCGGGGGGGCCGCGGGACCCCCGCGCUCUGGGGGGCCGGGGGGCGCGGCCCUGGCCCUGCUCCCAAUAAAGGCUCUCGGUGUGA